ACGACCGCCAGCAGCACACCAGCCAUAGCACUGCGGUCAUUCUGCCUGGGAACCGUGUGUAAUCACUGGCACUUCUCUGAUUUAAUUCUGUAAAAAGUGAGCGUCGGCGACUUCACGAUGGAAGGCGAAGCAUCUGGUCCUGCGGGAGAAAAUAAUGACAGACACCCCUGGCCGUAUCUGAAGGAGAUGUUUAAUUUCCUUGGAGACAAGGGGUCGUCCUAUCUCAUGGAAUGUAUCCUUUGUUUACCCAAAAUAACGGAGAUAUUGGCGUUUAAGAACUCGCCAUCGAACUUGAAGAAGCAUGUUGAGAGAAAGCAUACACAUCAUGUUCAGAGAUAUACAGAAUUGACAUCAAGCAAGCUGAAGAGAAAAUGGUCAGAGAUGGAGACUCCCUCCACCAGCGGGCAGACAUCACUGUUUGACUCCAAGCAAACAUCAAUUGACAAAGCUGUGAUGAAGUAUGUGGUCCAAGGGCUGCAGCCAUUUUCUCUUGUAGAGCAAGAACCAUUCAUAGAGUUUGUCAGAGAACUGCAGCCUAAUUCAAGCAUCAUCUCACGGCCCACACUGUGUUCCAUGAUUGAUAUUGCUGCUAAAGAAAUGAAGAAAAGGGUGACUGAGGCCAUGAGAGGAGUUGAUCACGUUGCAACCACCACCGACUGCUGGUCGAUCAGAAGACAAAGCUUUAUUGGUGUUACAGCCCACUGGAUAGAUCCUGAGAGUCUUAACAGAUGCUCAGCUGCCCUUGCCAGCAAACAGUUGAGAGGCUCUAACACAUUUGAUGAACUGGCAAGUGCCUUAAAUGACAUCCAUUCUGAGUUUGAAAUCCAGGGAAAGAUUGUUGGAACAACGACAGACAAUGGUUCUAAUUUCUUUAAAGAGUUCCAGGUUUUGGGUGAGAAUGAAAAUGGCCAAUCAGUUGGUGGUUGUGAUGUAGGUCUGCCAGGAAAUGAAGAUAAUUAUGAGGAAAAUGAAGAAGUAGAGUUUAUUGAUGUCACAGCACUCUUGAAUGAAGACGAUGGUUCCCAUUACCAGCUACCAAAACACCACCGCUGUGCAUGUCAUCUACUUAACCUUGUAAGUACGGUUGAUGCCACCAAAGCAACAUCCAGCGAGGCUUACAAAAAAUUGUACCAGCUAACAUUUGGCAAAUGUUACAGACUUUGGAAUAAGUGUGGAAGAUCCACACUAGCAGCUGAAACCAUUCAAGAUGCUUGCUCCCUCCAGCUGCUGCACCCAAAUGCCAGAAGGUGGAACUCCUUGUUCCUGGCUGUGGAAAGACUACUGAGGAUAGUCACAGCCAAGGGAGGGGCAACUGGUAGAUCCAUCUGCACAGAUCUGCAGGUUCCAAUGUUCAACCGAACUGAACUUGUAUUCCUCAUGGAAUAUGCCACCGCUAUGAGUCCAGUUGCCCAGGCCGUGAACAUAUUGCUGGCUGAUACAAACACUCACAUGGGGUGGCUACUUCCAACAAUCAACCAGCUGAUCGUCAAACUUGACGGAAUCAAGUUGUCGUUGAAGUAUUGUCAACCUCUGGUGGAUGCUCUAAAGCUGGGUAUUGAGAAUCGUUUCAGCCACAUGCUAAGAAAUCCUGAGCUGAUUGCAGCUUCCAUUCUUCUUCCCAAGUUCAAAAUGGAAUGGACAAAGGAUAAAGCCACAAUCCAAAUGGGCAUUGAGUACAUAAAGGAGCACAUUGAAGAACGCUCACUGCAGCAAGGUGAAGCAAACAAAUCCGAUCAGGUUGAGGACAAAUACUCUUCCUCCCUGAAAUCGUUUCAUACACAAGAACACUCCAAGCAACUGGAAGGAUACUUGGCCUCUUCAGCAGAUAACGUGAGCUUGCUCAGGUCUUUUCCAGCUGUCUGCACAUUGUUUGAGAAGCUGAACACACCCUUGCAUUCCUCUGCCACCUCUGAAAGGCUCUUCAGCAUCGCAGGACUUGUCUCCAGCCCCAGAAGAACAAGCCCGGAUUCUCACAAUUUUGAAAACCAGCUUCUACUAAAGUUAAACCACAAAUUCUUCAGCUUCACGUAAUGAGAUAAUUGAUACUUAAUUUAAGAGAUGGAGUGGAGCAAGCAGGGUGGUAGGAGGAAGAGAUAAGAAGGGCAGGAACAGGUUGAAAGGGAGGGAGGGAGAGCUGGAUGGGUAUGGAAGGAUUAAGGUUAGAGUGAAAGAUGGGAGGGGAGGAAGAAUGGAAGGAGUGAGAGAUGGAAGGAAGAAGACUAUAAUGAAGGGAAAGGAAAAAAGAGUGAGAUUAAAGGCAGGAAUGGAAUCGGAGAGAAAAAUGGAGGGAAGAUAGAAGAAAGGAAGGCAAGAGGGAGAGGGGAAUCGAGUGGUUGUGCCAUUUUCUUCCUGACCUAAUGUCUUUAUGAUUAGUGACAUAUUUCUUCCUUCCAUUUUUUACCGUCUUUGAUCAGCUUCAGAAAAAGCUGUGUCUUUUUAUGUUUGUUUGGUCUUUUUUUUAACUGGUGGGUGUACCCAAAAUAUGUAUUUUUUAUU
Conger conger (European conger) is the source of this 2496-nucleotide messenger RNA. RefSeq lists its product as uncharacterized. The transcript has 4 exons. The record is from RefSeq and is a predicted model, not a curated record. Bases 118 to 2031 code for a protein of 637 amino acids. Gene Ontology annotation, molecular function: DNA binding. Lineage: Eukaryota; Metazoa; Chordata; Actinopteri; Anguilliformes; Congridae.